Oryctolagus cuniculus (rabbit) is the source of this 6016-nucleotide messenger RNA. RefSeq names its product glycogen synthase 2 (gene GYS2). Gene Ontology annotation, cellular component: cytoplasm. The record is from RefSeq and is a predicted model, not a curated record. Gene Ontology annotation, molecular function: alpha-1,4-glucan glucosyltransferase (UDP-glucose donor) activity. Gene Ontology annotation, biological process: glycogen biosynthetic process. NCBI's taxonomy places the organism in Eukaryota, Metazoa, Chordata, Mammalia, Lagomorpha, Leporidae.
UUUGGUCGGAAGGACAAGGGCUAAAGGGCUGAACUCGUAUCACGCUCAGUCCACCCUGGAGGCUGUAGGUUUGUGCUCAUUCAAGGUCGCUCAGGAGCAGUCAAGUGUAUUGUGCCCACCUGUGCUGAGCCACCGCCAAGCAGAGCUGAGAAUUCCUCUCUGUCUUCGAGUUCCCCAGGAAGCACAGCAGAUUUCAUUCUGCUGGUUUAUUUCUACAAGAAGCUGCCAAAGCCUGAUCCUGCCAGCUCUGAUCCUCUGCUAGGAUUGCAAUUCACCGACACAGAGAUUGAAGCAAGUUCCCAAGGACAGGAGGAACAAUGCUCCGGGGCCGCUCCCUCUCUGUGACGUCCCUGGGUGGGCUGCCUCAGUGGGAAGUUGAAGAACUGCCCGUGGAUGAUUUACUGCUCUUUGAAGUUUCUUGGGAGGUGACCAAUAAAGUUGGAGGCAUCUGUACUGUGAUUCAGACAAAGGCAAAAAUAACAGCAAAUGAAUGGGGAGACAAUUAUUUUCUGAUAGGCCCGUAUUUUGAGCACAACAUGAAGACUCAGGUGGAACAGUGUGAGCCUACAAACGAUGCUGUGAGAAGAGCAGUGGACACAAUGAAUAAGCAUGGCUGCCAGGUGCAUUUUGGACGAUGGCUGAUCGAAGGGAGUCCUUACGUGGUGCUCUUUGACAUAGGCUACUCAGCCUGGAACCUGGACAGGUGGAAGGGUGAUUUCUGGGAAGCGUGCAGUGUUGGCAUUCCAUAUGAUGACCGAGAAGCCAAUGAUAUGCUGAUAUUUGGAUCUUUAACUGCCUGGUUCCUAAAAGAGGUGACCGAUCACGCAGCCGGUAAGCAUGUCAUUGCCCACUUCCACGAAUGGCAGGCAGGGACCGGACUGAUCCUUUCUCGAGCCCGCAAACUUCCCAUUGCCACGAUGUUUACCACGCAUGCCACGUUGCUUGGUCGCUAUCUCUGUGCAGCAAAUAUUGAUUUCUACAACCAGCUUGAUAAGUUUAACAUAGACAAAGAGGCAGGGGAGAGGCAGAUCUACCACAGGUACUGCAUGGAGCGAGCCGCUGUCCAUUGCGCACACGCGUUCACCACAGUGUCUGAAAUAACAGCAAUAGAAGCAGAACAUAUGCUCAAGAGGAAGCCUGAUGUGAUUACUCCAAAUGGAUUGAAUGUUAAGAAGUUUUCAGCAGUGCACGAGUUUCAAAAUCUCCAUGCCAUGAACAAAGCUAGGAUCCAAGAUUUUGUUCGAGGUCAUUUCUAUGGUCAUCUUGACUUUGACCUUGAAAAGACCUUAUUUUUUUUCAUCGCUGGAAGGUAUGAGUUCUCAAACAAAGGAGCAGACAUCUUCCUAGAAUCCUUAUCCAGGCUAAAUUUCCUGCUGCGGAUGCAUAAGAGUGACGUCACAGUGGUGGUGUUUUUCAUUAUGCCUGCCAAGACAAAUAACUUCAAUGUGGAAACUCUGAAGGGACAGGCAGUGCGUAAACAGCUAUGGGACACUGUACAUUGCAUGAAAGAAAAGUUUGGAAAGAAACUCUAUAAUUCAUUAUUAAGAGGAGAAAUUCCUGACAUGGCUAAUAUUUUGGAUCGCGAUGAUCUAACAAUUAUGAAAAGAGCCAUCUUUUCAACACAGCGGCAGUCUUUGCCCCCGGUCACCACUCACAACAUGAUCGAAGACUCCACCGAUCCCAUCCUUAGCACAAUCAGACGGAUCGGGCUUUUCAACAACCGCCCAGACAGGGUCAAGGUGAUCUUACACCCAGAGUUUCUAUCUUCCACCAGCCCCUUAUUACCCAUGGAUUAUGAAGAGUUCGUGCGAGGUUGUCAUCUUGGAGUAUUUCCAUCUUACUAUGAACCCUGGGGUUAUACCCCAGCCGAGUGCACCGUGAUGGGCAUCCCCAGUGUGACCACAAACCUCUCCGGCUUUGGCUGCUUCAUGCAGGAGCACGUGGCUGACCCGACUGCUUAUGGUAUAUACAUCGUGGACAGGCGGUUCCGUUCUCCAGAUGACUCGUGCAAUCAGCUGACUCAGUUUCUCUAUGGAUUUUGCAAACAGUCACGCCGCCAGAGAAUUAUCCAGAGGAACCGAACAGAGAGGCUGUCAGAUCUUCUGGACUGGAGAUACUUAGGGAGAUAUUACCAGCAUGCCCGGCACUUGACAUUAAGCAGAGCUUUUCCAGAUAAAUUCCACAUGCAACCCACAUCACCACCAACGACGGAGGGGUUUAUGUACCCCAGGCCUUCCUCGGUGCCACCUUCUCCUUUGGGGUCUCAGGCCUCCAGUCCUCAGAGCAGUGAUGUGGAAGAUGAGGAUGAGGAUGAGGAUGAGAGAUACAACGAAGAAGAGGAGGCAGAAAGGGACCGGCUGAAUAUCAAGUCACCAUUGUCUCUGAGGCAGGUUCCUCGUGGGAAGAAAAAGCUGCACGGUGAAUACAAGAACUGAGCUCCACACCUGCUAGGCAGAACUGGUUUCCUAAGAACACAGAAGGGAUGAUUACUGAAGAAAAUGGAUAUGCCAGGGCUUUAAUUUCCUUCUAGUACCACGGAAUUUCUUCUCUGGCUAAAAAGUGGAGGAGAUUCAGCAAAUGGCCAUUUUACUAUUUAGAAUAAGAACCAAAUUAUUUUUCCACCUAUUGUGUUCCCAGUAUAUUUAGGAAUGAAGGAAGGGUGUUAAAGUGGUUAGACCUAAGUAAGUAUUUUGUAGAUGACUAAUUUAAGCAGUAAAAUUGUUUUCUUAUUGGUGUUUAUUUUAAAAUUAUCACCACCAUACUCCUUUGCCUAGGAUUUAGUUUCUAUACCUUACCAAACAAGUCUCCCCUCUCCCCCUAAAGAAUCCUGAUUUUGACUUUGAAUCUGUUCUACUUACAUAUAUUAAAUAAAUAAGUCUGCUGACCUCAUUCUCACAUUAUCAAAGUCAUGAUUUUUUAUCUAGCAUUGUAGAGAACCAAAAUCCCUAAGAAAAUACUUAUUCUAGUUGUGGAUUUUAAUGCAUAUUAAUUCAUAUUUAUAAUAUCACUUCUGCAGUCUAGAAUUCAUGUUCAAAUAAUGAAAGAAAGAUGUUAUCAUCUGUACUAUAUCAUCUACUGCAAUGAUUUUCUAUUUAAACAAUAGAUAAAAAAUUCAUUAAUGUGAAAAAUUGAUUAAUCUUCCAUAGAUGAUAAAUUUUUUUUUUUUGACAGGCAGAGUGGACAGUGAGAGAGACAGAGAGAAAGGUCUUCCUUUGCCGUUGGUUCACCCUCCAAUGGCCGCCGCGGCCAGCGCGCUGCGGCCGGCGCACCGCGCUGAUCCGAUGGCAGGAGCCAGGAGCCAGGUGCUUCUCCUGGUCUCCCAUGGGGUGCAGGGCCCAAGCACCUGGGCCAUCCUCCACUGCACUCCCUGGCCACAGCAGAGAGCUGGCCUGGAAGAGCGGCAACCGGGACUAGAACUGGGUGUGCCGGCGCCGCUAGGCGGAGGAUUAGCCUAGUGAGCCGCGGCGCCAGCCCAUAGAUGAUAAAUUAUUAGACUCAUAUAAAUAUGGCAAUUUUAAAGGUUAACUUUUUAUUGAUAGUUUUUUAAAAAAAUUGUUUGGCAUUAAAAUAUCAUGUAAAGAACCUGUCAAUUAAUAGUGUUUAAUGAAGGUGUUUAAUGAAACUUUAAAAAAAUAGUUAGCAAAAGAUAAAAAAACAUUGGCCGGCGCCGUAGCUCAAUAGGCUAAUCCUCCACCUUGCGGCGCCGGCACACCCGGUUCUAGUCCCGGUCGGGGUGCCGGAUUCUGUCCCGGUUGCCCCUCUUCCAGGCCAGCUCUCUGCUAUGGCCAGGGAGUGCAGUGGAGGAUGGCCCAGGUGCUUGGGCCCUGCACCCCAUGGGAGACCAGGAAAAGCACCUGGAUCCUGGCUCCUGCCAUCGGAUCAGUGCGGUGCGCGGGCUGCAGCGGCGGCCAUUGGAGGGUGAACCAACGGCAAAAGGAAGACCUUUCUCUCUCUGUCUCUCUCUCUCACUGUCCACUCUGCCUGUCAAAAAAAAAAAAAAAAAAAACAAACAAAAAAAACCCAAAAAACAGCAUGUACUUAAUUAUAAUGAUAAUAUCUCUACCUUCUGUGAUGUGCUUACUGACAUAGUUGAAUGAUGGCUAUAUAAUUAAGUAGAUUUACAUUUUAAAUAUAACUAUAUUUAAAUGGCAAAAAAUAAUAAGUGGGCAUUUGGUGCAGCAGUUAAGCUGCUUUGGACGCCCACAUCCCAUUUCCGAGUGUUUGGGUCUGACUUUGGAUACCCACAUCCCAUUUCUGAGUGUUUGGGUUUGACUUUGGACACCCACAUCCCAUUUCUGAGUGUUUGUGUUUGACAUCUGGCUACACUCUGCCUUCCAGCUUCCUGCUGAUGCACCUGGAAGACAGCAGGUGUUGGCUCAAAUACCUGGGCUCCAGCCAACCAUGUGGGAGACCUGGAUUGAGUUUCCAGCUCCUGGCUUCAGCCUGACCCAGUACCAGCACUGGAGAAUUGAACAAACAAAUAGGAAAUCUUUCUCUCUCUGUCCUUUGAAUGCCAAUUAAGCUACCAUUGACAGAGCAGUUUGAAAAAUUGCUCUGAAGAAAAAGAAAAAAAUUCAAGAGUAAGAUGGAUUUAUAUAAAGGAUCUUCAAAAAGUUCAUGGAACAUUGACAACUAUGUAUGGAUUUCAAAAUAUUUUUGCACUAAAGUAAACCCAUCCUUUACUUCCAUUUUUUAUGAACUUUUUGAAUUAUCUUCAUAUUAUGGACUCAUUAGCUGAAAUUGCAUGAGAGUCUCGUUAUAAAAGAGGAUUUCAUUGUUUCAAUAACCAUGGAAAUGUACCCUUAGUAAAAUGUCAUAACCCAGUUAUUCAAAUGAUACUCUUGAUUGGUAAUUGGUUGGUGUAAAACACAGUAAAAUCUUUUUACUAUUCAAUAUAAAACUUUAAAAUUUAAGUGCUUCUUGUCCACUGAAAGAAUAAUGCUAUGAUUAGAAAUGUACAUAGGUAAUACACACAGAAAUUAACUGAGUUGCAAACUCCUGCUUUGGAGCAGCAUGAGUAGGAAUCAGAGUUUCAUCUGGCUUAGUGAUUAAGACACCAGUGUUCCAUACUGGAGUGCUACAUCUCUAUACCUGGUUCUGGCUUCAGACCAAUACAAGGUCUGGGGAGGCAGCACUGAUGGCUCAAGUGAGUGGGUCCCUGCCACCCACAUGGGAGACCUGGAUUGAAUCCCCAGCUUCUGGCUUUGUCCCUGGGUGGGGCGGGGGGGGCCAUUUCACACAUUUGGGGAGUAAACAGGAGUAUGCUCUUCUCUCUGCCUCUCAAAUGAAUAAAAUAAUUAAUUUUUUAAAAAGAUAGGAAGAGAACCAAAAAAACCCCACUAAAAGAGUUGGAAGGUUAUAGCAAGCUGGAGAGGUCUUUGUAAUUAAUAAGUCUGUCUGUCUGGUGGAACGUGAGAAAUUUGAAAACUUGAAACACUUGUAGCUUGUAGCUAUGUUUAAGUAGCUAUAGGUCAGAGCUUUUUAAAGCUCUGUCUUGUAAGAAAAACUUGAGAUUGUUGUGGUUAGUUGUGGAGAGACUUAUUCCAUAUGACAGGUGUUAAAACUGUUCUUGGGACAUACAAAUUAUUUUUAACAUUCAAAUUUGUGUCUGAUGAGCAAAUACUUCAUGGUGAACUGGACAUAAAUCCACUGUAAAAUCAAGUUCUCAUUAAUGACUAUGAUGAUGUCACAUAGAUUGCUUUAAUUAUUUCAUAAGGGGCAGAUAUCAGUGUUACAUUAACUACCAUAGAGUUUCAUUAUCCCAUUAUGAAACAGGAGACAGACAAGCAGGGUUUUGAUUACUUAACAUAUUGAAAUUGCAAUUCCAAGUUACAGAGACAUUCACAUAGAGAUUUUCUUUAGCUACUAAAUAAUAACUAUAUAUUGAUGACAAUAAGAGUUAACAAUACUUUCUAUUUAUGAUAUUAUCAGUAAUGACUCUGAAUUGAUUAGCUUAAAAAUUAACAAGAUGGUCACAUUGUAAUUCCAAAUUAAUAAAUCAUUACUCAUGCUGUAA